This is a messenger RNA of Panicum virgatum (switchgrass), 1350 nucleotides long. RefSeq names its product protein ALP1-like. The transcript has 5 exons. The coding region runs from base 608 to 1231 and encodes 207 amino acids. NCBI's taxonomy places the organism in Eukaryota, Viridiplantae, Streptophyta, Magnoliopsida, Poales, Poaceae. The record is from RefSeq and is a predicted model, not a curated record.
ACUUGCUUUCCAGGUUAAAAAAAAAGUUCCCUCCAUCGAUAAACAAAUCCCCACAGCUUCGCGCUUCCUUAUCCAUCCAGAGUUCCAGACCUUCCUUGUCUCUCUUCUUCCUCGCGACCCUCACGAACCCAACCCCUCUGCCCCGUCCAUCCCCGUCGCGCCGCCAGGGCAAGCCCGCGUCGCCGCCUCCCGGGAGCCACGUGCCGCCGCGCCGCCAGGGCGAGCCCGCGCCGAGGGGUCCCCGCGCAACCGCCGCGCCCGGGGGCCGCGCGACGCCGCGCCGGUGGGCCGCACGCCGCCGCGCCCGGGGGUCCGCGCCGCCGAGACCAGGGCCAGCGCCGCCGGGUGCCAAGGCCAAGGUCGGCCGGAGUUCCAGAUCUGCAACAAGGCAAAGGUGAAGGUCCAUCAUCUCUUGGUGUUGAGUGAGGCGCGGCAAUCAGUCCCUGCGGCUAAAGAAGGUUCUGGCACGACAACCUCCUGCAGCCAAAGAAGAUCUGUAGAGACACAUUCAAAGAUUACCAGUGCCUCAGGCAGAUUUCAACCUUACUUUGAGGGAUGCAUAGGAGCUUUGGAUGGUACACAUAUACCAGCAUGUGUACCUUUCCAUAUGCAAAAUCGGUUCAGGGGUAGAAAAAAUAUGACCAGCCAAAAUGUGCUAGCAGCAGUUGAUUUUGACCUAAGAUUCAUAUAUGUUCUUGCUGGAUGGGAAGGAUCAGCCCAUGAUUCUUAUGUGCUACAAGAUGCUCUAUCACGUCCUAAUGGGCUUAAAAUACCAGAAGGCAAAUAUUUCCUAGCUGAUGCUGGAUAUGCAGCAAGGCCUGGUGUACUCCCCCCAUACCGUGGUACCCGAUAUCACCUAAAAGAGUUUAAGGGGACCAGGGAGCCGGAGAGCCCCAAGGAAUUAUUUAAUCAUCUCCAUUCCUCACUUAGAACUACUGUUGAACGAGCAUUUGGUACCCUCAAGAAUCGUUUCAAAAUCUUUGCAAGUCAGCCAUUCUUCCCUUUGAAAACACAAGUCAAAAUUGUGAUGGCUUGUUGUGCGCUUCAUAAUUGGAUCUUAAUGGACGGUCCUGAUGAGUAUGUUUAUGAUGAUGCUACUUGGUACUCAACCCUGCCUCGAAGUAUAAGAAAUCGUAGUGAUACACAUCAAGAAAAUGUAGCAUGGGCUAGAAAAAGAGAUGGGAUGGCUCAAAGGAUGUGGGAAGAUAAAGUAGGAGCAGCUCUCAAUUAGGUUGAACUAAUUAUGUAACCAAUGUGCUGUUGACUUGCAUGUUUUUUCUUGUAAUGUGUACUUUCAUGUGUGGAACUUGACCUAUAUAUUUAUAUAAGAGUGAUUCUUGCUACUGUCUA